GGUAUACCGUGCUAUUGAUUGCACUAUUCCACUCUCUGCUCACGGCCAAUAUUAUGUACUUGAGAAUAUACAAGACACGUACCUGCCUGACUGAACAAUUUAAUUUACGAUUAUUCUGAAGACUUAUAAUAUAUAACCGGGGCCAAGCACAGCUCAGUUUGUUCCUCGAUGUUCACUGUGCAAGAAGUGGACUGUGUGUGAAUCCAAUUGGUGUUAUUAGCUGAACCUAGUCCAUUCGGAAUUCUACAUUUUGUGCUGCUUAGGUCAAUAUGACGGUUGGAAAUGAAGGAUAUUCUGCAGAUGCAUCAUGCAGUAUCAAAGCCAGAGAUUUCACAAUUUUUUGGAAAUAUCCUGAUACUGGUUUCUUGAUGGCGGCUAUCGUGAUCUUGUGUGGAAUAUGGAUGUCAAAAAAAGUGCGAGACUGGUCUCAAAAGCAACUGAAACUGCUGAAAUUGGGUUUGAAAUUACCCGGACCACCAGCUCUACCGCUUAUUGGAAACGCGCUUCAAUUUGCGUGCAGUCCCGAUGAAAUACUGGAUCGGUUGGUCGACACGUGCAAACACUACGAUUCGCCGUUUCGAUUCUGGCUUGGACCGAAACUCUUGGUCGUUCUGACAAAGCCCUCUGACAUAGAAGUGAUACUUGGUAGUUCUAAAGCAGCGUAUAAAGGACCAAUUUACCAUUUUCUUCAGCCUUUUAUUGGGCGCGGCCUUAUAUCAGGUUCAGGACCAUCGCAGAGGGCACAUCGUAAAGUAAUCAUGCCGAUGUUGAAUGCAAAGACGUUGGACCAGUAUGUGGAAUACUUUGUCCAUCACAGUGAAUACUGUGUCAAUCGUCUGGAGGAGCUUGUUGACACUGGAGAGUUCGACAUUUAUCCUUUCAUGGAACACUGCACAGUCGACAUUAUACUAGAUACCAUCAUGGGAACUUCUGGAACGGCGCAACAGGAAGGAUACCAACAGUUGGUCGAGGCGUCUAAAAAGUUGUACGAGUUAGUAUAUCCACGGAUGAUAAAGCUGUGGUUGCAUCCAGAUUGGAUCUACGGUUGGACUGACGACAGCGAGCAAACUGUUACAGCAACUCACAUAGUUCAUAGUUUCACAGAAAGUCUCAUUGUUCGGAAGCAGAAGGAAUACCACGCCUUGAAAAGAGGCUCUGUUUUAGCGAGUCGACCCCGCCUGAUGGUCCUCGAACAGCUCAUUGCCCACGUGGAGAAAACCAACUUCAUGGAUGAUCGGAAGCUCAGAGAUGAGAUAUUCACACUUUAUACCGCCGCACAAGACACAACGGCUGUUAUCAGUUCUUUCGUAUUCCUGAUGUUGGGGAUGCAUCAGAGUGUUCAGGAAAAGGUGCGAGCAGAGUUGCAUGAGGUCCUGGGAGAGGACAGUGUGACGGCGGAAAACCUCCAUGACUUGAAGUAUGUCGAGAUGGUCGUCAAGGAGACACUUCGCUUGUUCCCUAUAGCGCCGUUCAUGGCACGUGAACUGAAGGGUGACGUGGAUCUUCAGACAAUGACAUUGCCGGAAGGAUGUUCAGUCGUCAUGGUGCCGUACAUAACGCAUCGUGAUCCGAACCACUGGACGAAUCCGGAUGAAUUUGAUCCAGACAGAUUUGCACCGGAAAACUCAGCGGGAAGGCAUUCCUGUGCUUAUGUACCGUUUAGCGGUGGUCUGAGAGGAUGUAUUGGCCAGAAGUACGCCAUGAUGUGUUUGAAGACAAUUGUGGCCAAUGUUGUCAGGAGAUUCCGAUUGAAUUGUGAAAAAUCUUUGCACGAGCUCAGGUUGAAGACUGACAUCUCCAUCCGGUCCGUUGAUGGCUAUAAAAUAUCAAUCACUCAGUUGUCGAUUUUGGGUUUGCUUUACCGACUGAGAUUACACGGAUCUUGUUUUUGGUACUUGAUCACAACUCGUAUCCAAGCCUUUUUAACGAUGUGGUUCAAGAUUGAAUUGGUUGAUUCACUCUUUGGACAGUGGGGCACUUUCGCAAUUGCUGUUGGCGCUGUGAUCGUCGUGUGGCUGCUCGCAGGUGGGAUACGAGAAUGGUGUUACAAGGAGUGGAAAUUUUACAAAAGUGUUUCGCAGAUGCCUGGACCUCCAGCUCUUCCCUUGAUAGGAAACGCACUCUUCUUCGCUGGCGACAAUGACGAAUUGUUGGACCGGAUAAGCGAGAUUUCCAAACCUUACAACGAUCCGUUCCGAGCUUGGUUGGGCCCAAAGCUUCUUGUGGUCAUAAAAAAUCCUCGGGAUUUCGAAGUGGUCUUCAACAGCAACGUUGCAUCGCACAAACCAUACGAAUACCGAUUUCUGGAGUCUUAUUUGGGCCGUGGAUUAGUCACUGAAUCAGGUUCCAUCCACAGAGUACACCGCAAAGUGUUACUGCCGAUGGUGACUGGGAAGCCGUUGAACUCUUACAUCGAGUGCUUCGAUCGCCACAGCCGACGAUGCGUCGAGUGCCUGGAGCGUCAAGUGGACCAAGGCGAAUUCGACGUGAUGCAUUUCAUGGACGAUUGCACGCUGGAUAUGGUUUUGGAAACCAUAAUGGGAACCCCUGGAACUGCUCAAAAGAAUGGCUACAAGGGUCUGAUAGGCCAUUCCACAAGGGCCAUUGGUCUUUCACAUGAGAGAGCGACGAAACUUUGGUUAUAUCCGGAUUGGAUUUACUCCCACACAACCGCUGGUCACCAAUUUUUCAACUCGAUGGAUGUGUUGCAUAAAUUCACGGACUCUCUCGUGUCUCAGAAGAAGAAAGAAUACAAGGAGCUGAUAACAGAUUCCAAUUAUCCAGAUACACAGCGAAACGCAGUUUUGAAUCGGUUUAUAGCUUACAACGAGGAAAUGGAGGGCAUGGAUGACAUUCAGUUGAGAGACGCGAUAACUAAUAUCUGGAUUCCGGCCCAAGAUCCAACGGCUCUAACAACUUCGUUUCUAUUCAUGAUGCUUGGAAUGCACCCAGAUGUUCAGGAUAAAGUGAGAGAUGAAGCGCAUGGAAUUGUUGGGGACGAUGAUAUUACAAUGGAAAAAAUCUCAAGGUUAAAGUAUUUGGAAAUGGUAAUGAAGGAAACCAUCCGUCUGUUUCCCGUUGGCCCGUUGACGUUGCGAGAGUUGACAGAGGACUUGAAAUUCGAAACAUGCACUGCCCCGAAGGGUUGCACAGUCGUUCUUCUGGUCUAUGAGACGCAUCGAGAUCCUCAGUACUGGACGGAUCCUGAAAAAUUUAUUCCAGAAAGAUUUACUCCUGAAAACUCGGCCGACAGACAUCCUUACGCUUUUGUUCCAUUCAGCAGUGGAAUUAGGGGUUGCGUUGGGCGACAGUACGCCACGGUUUUGGUGAAAACGUUGGUUGCUCGACUCGUCCAGAAGUACAGAUUCAGCUGCAGUCAAACUUUGGAAACACUGCGACUCAAAGUUGGCGUAUCUGUGAGGUCUAGAGACGGGUAUAAAGUGUCAAUCACGAGAAUAUGA
Messenger RNA from Diprion similis, 3461 nucleotides. RefSeq lists its product as uncharacterized. The transcript is spliced from 24 exons. NCBI's taxonomy places the organism in Eukaryota, Metazoa, Arthropoda, Insecta, Hymenoptera, Diprionidae. Bases 270 to 3461 code for a protein of 1063 amino acids. Gene Ontology annotation, molecular function: oxidoreductase activity, acting on paired donors, with incorporation or reduction of molecular oxygen; monooxygenase activity; heme binding. The record is from RefSeq and is a predicted model, not a curated record.